CAUUUCUUCAUCGUUUCUUAUCUUGUUGCUUGUAUUUCAUUCAGGCUUGCUGCUAUCAAAUUCGAUCCUUCGGUAUCACCCGUACUCCUGAGAGAUAGAGAGAACCAAAAUGGCGGAAGCUAUCAUCGUCGGUAUUGCUGGAAAGAUCGUUGCUUAUCUGGUUCCUCAAGCACUAGAUAACGUUGGAAUGUUAUGGGGCGUCAAUCGUGAACUCGAGGCGCUUGGGGACACUGUCUCCACUCUUCAGUCUGUACUAGACCAUGCAGAAGAGCAAUACCACCGGAGUCCCCAAAUCAAAGUUUGGGUUGAUAAAUUGAAAGAAGCUUUCUAUGAUGCACAGGACAUGCUUGAAGAAUUCAAUAUAGAAGCUAUGCAACGAGAACUAAGGGGCCACAAUGAAAUGAUGAAGGAGGUAAGGACAUUUUUCUCAAGUUCAAACCAACUUGCUUUUAAAAUGAAGAUGAGUUACAAACUAAGAGCCGUGAGGAAGAGAAUAGAAGCCAUUAAGGCUGAUAAGGGAUUCCACUUGGAUGAGCGCCCCGAGAGAGAGUGGAGGAAGAGAGAAGAGACACAUUCAUUUAUACGUGAGGGAGAUAUUAUAGGGAGAGAAGAUGAUAAGAAGACGAUUGUGGAAUUUUUACUCAACUCAAACGUGCAAGAGAACGUUUCCAUCCUUCCAAUAAUUGGUAUUGGGGGGCUUGGAAAAACAGCUCUCGCUCAAAGCGUGUAUAAUGAUAAGAUGGUCAGUAAACAAUUUAACUUAAAAAUGUGGGUUUGUGUCUCUGAUGACUUUGACAUGAAAAAAAUAGUGAAAAAUAUCAUAGCUUGUGCAGAAAAGGAAGAAUCAAUUGAUGAUGCAAUGGAACGAUUGCAAAGUAAACUGAGGGGAGCAAUUGAUGGAAAGAGAUAUCUUUUAGUUUUAGAUGAUUUGUGGACUACAGAACUAGAAACAUGGUUGAGCUUGAAAACUUUAUUGUUGGGAGGUGCUAGAGGAAGCAAGAUCCUUAUAACUACACGCCUUCCUUUGGUUGCGGAGAUCACCGGCACUACUCCGCCUCAUCUUCUCAGGAGCUUAUCUGAAAGUGCGUCUCUCAAAUUACUAAUGCAAAUUGCUUGUUGUAAAGAAGAGGAGAUACAAAAUCCCGACAUGCUAGCUAUUGGUAAAGAUAUAGUAGGAAAGUGCUCUGGGGUUCCAUUGGCUAUUCGAACUAUUGGGAGUUUACUCUUUAAGAAAAGUAAACUUGAAUGGUUGCGAUUCAAAGAAAAUGAGCUCCCAGAUGUGUCUAGAAGGGAAGACGGCAUAAUGUCAAUUCUUAAGCUUAGUUAUGACCAUCUUCCUUCACAUUUGAAACAAUGUUUUGCGUUUUGUUCAUUGUUUCCCAAAAAUUAUAAGAUAAAGAAGCAAACUUUGGUCAAUCUUUGGAUGGCGAAAGGAUUUAUCAAGCAAUCAAAUGGACCUCAUCAUUUAGAAGACAUUGCUUGUGGAUAUUUCAAGGAUCUUUUGUGGAGUAACUUCUUUCAAGACUAUCAGGAAAAUGAGGAGACUUGCAAGAUGCAUGAUUUGAUGCAUGAUCUAGCUUGCUUAGUUGUAGGGACCGAGUGUUGGGUAACAUGGGAUCACCCAAAACACAAACUUGAAAGAACUCGUCAUAUAUCUCAUGAUUCAACUUCUAAUUUCAUGGGUAAACUUCCAAUCUCACGAUUGAAAGCAAGCACACUAAGAACAAUUUUGCUCUUCACAAGAGAUUGGAGAGGGGAACCAACAAGUGAAGCAAAUCUACACCGACUCAUUCAAAGUUUCAAGAGGUUGCGCAUCUUGCAUCUGCAUGCCGCAAAUGUCGAGAAGGUGCCAAGGUCCAUUGGUAAGUUGAAGUAUCUCACGUAUCUCGAUCUCUCUUACAAUAAAGCACUCAAAAGUCUUCCUAACUCUAUUACGAGGUUGCAGAAUUUGCAAACACUUAAUCUUAACUAUUCUAGCUUGGAAGAAUUGCCAAAGGGUAUAAGGAAGUUAGUUAGUCUUCGAAUUCUAAACAUAGAUGAUUGUGAUAAACUUUAUUAUAUGCCAUGUGGAUUAGGGCAAUUGAGUUUGUUGCAUAGGUUAAAUUGCUUUAUAUUGCCCAAAUAUAAAGCUUUUACUAAGAAUUAUUGCGGACUUGGGGAGCUAAAUAGGCUUAAUAACAUCCGGGGAACACUUUCCAUUAAAAAUUUGGAUAGCGUGACAAAUGUAGUAGAAGAAUCCAAGGCUGCGAACCUGAGAGAGAAGCAUUCUUUGGAAGUCUUGGUUCUUUCAUGGGACAUUUUCAAUAUUACUGACGAAGCAAUAAUUACAAAGAGAGAUGAAGCACUAUUAGAUGGAUUGAGGCCAUCCGACAAUCUGCAGGAGUUGAUUAUUGAUGGAUAUAAUGGUGAGAGUUUCCCGAUGUGGAUGACCGAGUUGCCCAAUUUAGUUGAGUUAAAAUUGGCGUGGUGCAAGAGAUGUAAACAUUUCCCCCAAUUUGGCCUUAGUAAGUUGAAGCGUCUUGACAUCUCUGGGAUGAACUCUCUAGAAUAUUUGCUUGGGGAGUGUCUAGAAAGUCUCACCUCACUUGAAUCUCUUGAUAUCUAUUAUCUUCCUCGGUUAACUUCCCUCCCACUUAGUUUGUGGCAUCUAUCGAAGCUUGUGGAUCUCUGUAUUACAUGGUGUUACGAGCUCGAUUUAUCCAAAGAUGAAAGCGGCAACAUCAUCUUGGAUUUCCAUGGACUUCAGAGUCUCCGGUCUCUACGAAUUGGUCAUCUUCUCAAACUAGAAUCUCUCCCACAGUGGAUUCUACAGCUCCGUAGUCUCGAGUGUCUCUAUAUUUCCGAUUGCCCCAAUUUUAAGGCAUUAUCAGAGCAAAUCGAGAAAUGUGAGGAGCUGGAUUUAUCCAAAGACGAAAGCAGCAACAUCUUGGAUUUCCAUGGAUGCCUUCAGAGUCUCUGCUCCGUGACAAUCUCUCACCUUCCCAGACUGACAUCUCUCCCACAGUGGCUUCUACAGGCCCACAAUCUCGUGGAUCUCAAUAUUUGGUAUUGUGACAAUUUGAAGGAUAUACCGAGCAGAUCGAGGUCCUUCAAUCACUUCGGAUUCUCAACAUCAUGCGUUGCGACUCGUUGA
Molecule: messenger RNA, 3133 nt
Organism: Eucalyptus grandis
Lineage: Eukaryota; Viridiplantae; Streptophyta; Magnoliopsida; Myrtales; Myrtaceae
Product: putative disease resistance protein RGA1
Exons: 2
Coding region: 110-3133 (1007 amino acids)
Biological process (GO): defense response to other organism
Molecular function (GO): ADP binding
Source: RefSeq, a predicted model, not a curated record